AUGUCUGAGUCUAUGCAUCUAGUCCAAGCAGGGGAGUCCGUCGACUUGAAUGAUGGUGUCCUAGUACAAUUAGAUUUCAAUGUUUGGACCAUUCCACCUAAAAACCAUGGGCUCAAUAUAUGUUUGACCUAUAAGGACAAGGACAAUGACAGGCAUGUCAUAGAGGAGGGACCAUGGGUACCAGGCCAGAGCUACCAGGAAGAUCUUGCUUUGUCAUUUACCAUCGCCCAGAAUCCUCACACCUUGGGGGGAUGGAGGCCAGGCAAUGUGCCGAUCUCCCAGUGGAGCAAUAUCCUAUCUCUGGCCAACACAGCCGGAUUCACUCAGUCCCCAAAGGAAGCAGGGGAUGAGCCGCUCUUUUCAAUUGAAGAGUAUAUCCCUCCUUCCAAGACGUCUGACUUCGGCUCCAACAACGAAGACGAGGCUACUAUUGUGCCCACAGAUCAGAACUCUAGCAUCCAUCCGGAUGGCGCAUCCUCCCACCAUGAUGAUUAG
Molecule: messenger RNA, 495 nt
Organism: Tremella mesenterica DSM 1558
Lineage: Eukaryota; Fungi; Basidiomycota; Tremellomycetes; Tremellales; Tremellaceae
Exons: 1
Coding region: 1-495 (164 amino acids)
Source: RefSeq, a predicted model, not a curated record